Kwoniella mangroviensis CBS 8507 is the source of this 1065-nucleotide messenger RNA. RefSeq lists its product as uncharacterized. The transcript is spliced from 7 exons. The record is from RefSeq and is a predicted model, not a curated record. The coding region runs from base 1 to 1065 and encodes 354 amino acids. Lineage: Eukaryota; Fungi; Basidiomycota; Tremellomycetes; Tremellales; Cryptococcaceae.
AUGCAAAAAGCCCAUCAAGACGAUGCGACAAGACGUAUAGUGACUAUUGAACAAUUCAUCGUCGACACAUUCACUAAGAUAGGCGAAGAUGGGAUCGAAAGGGCCGUUGAUCAGCCUGAUCAGAUAGGUGGAGGAGGUACUUACGCCAUCAUAGGUUCGAGGAUGUUCUUACCUCCCUCUCAGCUAGGUAUGAUAAUCGAUUAUACUCCAGAUACUUUACCUCAAAAUAUGCGCCAUGCGCUUUGCGAGUACGGUAAGGAGAUGUGGACAUUUAGAAAGAGGAAAGAUGGACAUCCGACUGCUAGGGCUGUUAACAGGUACAAUGGACAGACAAGGGGCUUCGAAUACCUAACUAAACCUAUACUUCUCACCCCGUUUUCCCUUCUCGAUACUCCCUUUGGGAAACCACUACCAUCCACGAUCCACCUCAUAUCAUACCCUGCUCCAAGGAUAGAAGGUGUACUAGACGAAGUGCAAGCGCUAAAGCAAGAGAGAGGUUGGAACCCGAUUAUAAUUUGGGAACCUGAAGAAGAGAGUUCGGAAGUGAUACGGAAAGUAGCCAAAGAUAUAGAUAUCAUAGGACCAAAUCAUCAUGAAGUCCUUCGAUUAUUUUCACCGACCAUACCAUCCUCUCCAACCGAAGCAGAUCUUAAAGCCGUAUACAACCAAGCAUGCAAGAACCUCGUAUUGCUCCAACCCAAGAUAGGCGUUGUAGUUCGCUGUGGUCAUUUGGGAUGUUGUUAUUCACCCAGUUCUACUCUAGGACUUGAGCCCAAAUUGAAGUGGAUACCUGCGUAUUGGAACUCUCAUAGGAAAGGGUGGAAUGAUGGUAGAGUUGUGGAUCCGACUGGAGCUGGAAAUGCAUUUAUGGGCGGUCUGGCAGCUGCGUUAGACUCGGGAAAGUCUCUUGAUGAAGGAGUGAUAUGGGGUAGUGUUGCUGCUUCAUUCACGAUCGAGCAGGAUGGACUGUCUACGUUGAGUCAGUCGAAUGGGAAGGAAUUAUGGAAUGGGGAGGGCCCCUGGGAGAGGGUGAGGAUCAUGAAGGAGGACUUGGGCGUUAUAUGA